GACGGAGGGGUGGUCACGUGGUGAGGCGAAGUAGUGUAACCGGUUCCUGGUUGCAGAGUGAAUGAGGAAAUAGAGCGAGCGGCCGCAGCCAUGGCCUCCCUGUUCAAGAAGAAGACGGUGGACGACAUAAUAAAGGAGCAGAAUAAGGAGUUAAGAGGCACUCAGAGGGCAAUAACCCGAGAUCGAGCAGCUUUGGAGAAACAGGAGAAACAGCUGGAAAUGGAAAUAAAAAAGAUGGCGAAGACAGGAAACAAAGAUGCCUGCCGGAUACUGGCAAAGCAAUUGGUUCAGCUUCGUAAACAGAAAACUCGAACCUAUGCUGUGAGUUCCAAAGUCACAUCCAUGUCUACGCAGACCAAAGUCAUGAGCUCCCAGAUGAAGAUGGCCGGUGCAAUGUCUACCACAGCUAAGACCAUGCAAGCAGUAAACAAGAAGAUGGAUCCACAGAAAACCCUUCAAACGAUGCAAAAUUUCCAGAAAGAAAAUAUGAAAAUGGAAAUGACAGAAGAAAUGAUAAAUGACACUUUGGAUGAUAUUUUUGAUGCCUCAGACGAUGAAGAAGAAAGCCAGGACAUUGUGAAUCAGGUUUUGGAUGAAAUAGGAAUUGAAAUCUCAGGAAAAAUGGCACAUGCUCCAUCAGCUGACAAAGGUCUUCCCUCAACAGCCUCAUCCAAAAAAUCAACCAUAUCUGAUGAAGAGAUUGAGCGCCAACUCAAAGCUUUAGGAGUAGAUUAACAAGCUGGUAAUACCAAGACCUUUGCCCUGUGUGGACUUGUAUUCUGGCUACCUGGAACUACACAACAUCUGUUCUGGAGAAGAGUGACUUAUUUUUAAAGGACUUGAAGGGAUAACUUUUUUUUUUUUUUUAACCUAACGGACAUUACAGUUAGCUGUAUAUUAGUAAAAACUGUAUAUAGGACAAGAAUUCCUUAAUGUACAGACUUUCCUUUUUUUUUCCACCUUAAAACAGAUUUAUGUUGGAUCAUCUGCAAUGAACAGUUAUUUAAAAGAUUUCCCAUAUUAUAACCGGUCUAUAAAUUGUCAAGAAAUUAUAAGCCUACUAUACUCCAUUGGUUUGUAGGAAUAACCUAAAACAUUGUAAUGUUAUUGUAAUGAAUUUUCAGUCAUUUCCAUGGUAAGCACGCAUGUCAGUGACUUGCAGUUUCCAUUGAUGCUUUAGCUUUUUGCCAUUCUCCUCCAUGGCUUAUUUUAAAUUUGAGGAUUUUGUAGUGUACUUUUAAUGCUGCUGGAGUUGAGAGCAUUGUUCAUUCGUUUUAUUUUCAGAAAACUUGUUAACGAACAAUAGGUUGCUCGUUGAUCUAAAACUCUGCCACCCUGCCCAAAAUAAAUGUACUAAAGAUUUUGGUCUACGUGGUGCGAUUCCCCUACGUUUGCACAUCUGUGGUCACAAGCCAUGCAUCUUCUGCCUCUUUAGAGAUCCUAAUAUGACGACAUGUGUUUGUUUUAUCAAUGGACAGGAGUUUGCACAUUUGAUGAUCUAUUUUGAAGUUGCAGUAACAUUUAUGAUACGUUUUUUUUCCAUACAAGAGAAGAGAAAGUGGUGGUGCAGUCACAAGGAAGGGUUAAGCACCACUAAUAAAGCUAUUGGAGGGAAAGCUGUCCGUGGGUUAUUCAUGAGACACAUUUUCAGCAGCAAGUGUGAAAAUCUAUCAAAGCGGAAGAAAAAGGGAAUAAGGAAAAUGUAUUGGUUCAGUGUAUUCAUACUAUAUUUAUAACUGAGAAUUGUAAAGUGUAUUUCCAGGUUUGCAGUCAAAUUGGGAUAACACCUACUUUUAUAUUUGUUAAUUUGCUUUUAUAUUUAUUCUUUCAUAUAGCUUAAUUAAAAAAAAGAUGAAAAAUCUGCUUGUCUCUUCACAUACUCCUUUUCUACUUGGUUCUCACUUUCUAAUGUAUGAGUGGAACGGAGAGUGAUACAAACACUGGUUCUCCUCACAAAGGGUUAAAGAUUUUAGGGCUUGGGUGGUUAAUUGCAUGUUGAUGCACUUAAAAAAAAAAAAAAGUGUCCCUUUUAUCUUCCCAUUUGUCAUUUAUUCAAAGCAAUAUAACCCCUAUGCAUAAUCCUACUCCAAAUGAAGCAGGACUGUGAGAAUUUUUAAGGCGUGCUUUGUGAAAAGUGGGGGUUUCUCAAACUGAACUGCAAAAGUGGAAAUCUACUUUAAGGUAGAAAUUGUAUUUUAAAUGCAAAGUCCAUUUGAAAGUGAUAUUUCAAUUCUGAGUGUAUCUCAAUGAGCCAAUAGCUUUUGCUACCUCUGGCCUGAAUGUCCUGCUAUGGACACUCUAACAUGACUAUAACUGUUCUGUUUGGUAUUAGGCUAAGCUGGCCGUAGGUGGGUCGGGGUUUUUUUUUUUUCUUUCCUUCUUUCCUUCCAACCUGCUGGUUAUUACGGGGGAAAAACUGACCCGAUUUCCCCCAUCCACACAUUGGAGGUGGAUGGGGGAAUGCUCCUAAUGUGUCAUUGUAUUCUGACAGGUGCUACAUACAGAAUCGCUGGUUUAAGUAUACAUCUAUAUUAUCUAAUGCAGUUGCUAGUUAUCAUGGGACACCAGUGAUUUGUAGCUACAUGGAGAAGUAUUAUAGCCAGCUGUAGCAGCAACUUGCUGAAUUGCUACACCACAUCGGCACAGAUCUCUGCUAUAAUGCUGCUUGUGUGACACGGCCCCAACACUGUCGCAGUUUGGAAGCUGAAAGACUCCUAAUUGUGUUUCUGCAUUUACUACUUUGCCAUUUGCUUUACUGAUAGCUUGUUGAUAAGUUUUCGGGAACUGGGAAUCAUGUUUUUUUCCAUUUCCUUGUGCUGUCAGCUUCUAAUUUUGUGCCUUUGUAAAUUAAAGCCUUAUCAUAACCAUCUUUUUAA
Rana temporaria (common frog) is the source of this 2876-nucleotide messenger RNA. It is a transcript of the gene CHMP2B, whose product is annotated as charged multivesicular body protein 2B. Gene Ontology annotation, cellular component: ESCRT III complex; multivesicular body. The coding region runs from base 91 to 735 and encodes 214 amino acids. Lineage: Eukaryota; Metazoa; Chordata; Amphibia; Anura; Ranidae. The transcript has 6 exons. Gene Ontology annotation, biological process: endosome transport via multivesicular body sorting pathway; late endosome to vacuole transport; protein transport. The record is from RefSeq and is a predicted model, not a curated record.